GCAGAAGCGCUCAUUCAUCCUAAAACCAACGAGGAAGAGUCUCAGUCAGCUGAGCUGUUGUGUUGAUGAACUGUCUGUGAUACACACAUGCGAACUCGAGUUACAACAGAUUUACUUAUAAGAUAUUCUUGAGAACAAACCUGUUUCGAUCCGAGUCACUUCAGCAGGGAAAUGUCGUGACAUAUAGAAAGAUUUGCGCUUUUCUAAGAGAGAGCAUAUAGCAGCUAUAUAAGUAAACAAAGAAAUGUUCUCCGUAAACAGUGAGAAAUGAGCAGAAAGCGAGCGCUGAUCGCAGAUACUUUCUGCUUAAAGAGACGCAGAUCCGCAGCUGACACUGUUGCCGGAGACAGUCACGCAGAAGGAGCAGCUGAUAUCCGCUCAAGCUUGCAGAACCUCAUGACACUGUUCUCACGCAAACUCUUCAACGACAGUCUCCCUCCAGUGGUCCUGAAACACCAGCUGUACAGUUUACACAGCGACAAAACCUCCGUGGACAAGCAGCUGAAUGAGUUGAGGGCGAGCGGCGAGCUGUUGAUGUUCCAGCUGGGCUUCGACUCGGAGGCUUUUGCGCUGGUGUUUGCUAAAGACUACAGAGCCAAAGUCCUGCAGGGCGAAGCCGGAAGAGAAACACUGGAAACAGUGGAGAAAUUCCUGGAUAAACUAAUUCCCGGCUGCUCCGAUCUGAGCUUCAACAAAGAAAAGAUGCUAAAGGAGUUCCUCUUCACGGACUCUGAGAUCACGCAGCUGGUGAAGUCCGGCGUCCUCACGGUGAGGGACGCGGGCAGCUGGUGGCUCUCAAUCCCAAACUCUGGCAAAUUCAUUAAGUACUUCAUCAAGGGGCGCAAAGCUGUUCUUGCCAUGGUGAAGAAAUCCAAAUACGGUGAAAUCCUAAAGACUGAACUUGAGGGACGCCGCACAACUUCACAUGUUAAAUUCCAGAUGAAGUAUCAUAUUCAUGAUAUAGUUGGAGCAGAGUUAGUAGAAUGCAUACAGACAACAUCAGGGACAGUAUUAAGAUACGUGGACGGAAACAUCAACUAACAGCUUCACCGAACUUGCCUUUGAUUGUACAGUAUUGAAUAAACUGUAUUAUGUAUUUAUUGCCAUAUUAUUUUUGGUUACAAACAGCAGAAUGAAUUGUGCAAAAUAUAUUUAAUAAAAGUUUGCCAAACUGCAA
Messenger RNA from Pimephales promelas (fathead minnow), 1177 nucleotides. NCBI's taxonomy places the organism in Eukaryota, Metazoa, Chordata, Actinopteri, Cypriniformes, Leuciscidae. The record is from RefSeq and is a predicted model, not a curated record.